UCACUCUCUCCGAGCGGCACAAAAACCCUCCGAAACUCCUCUCUUCCCUUCCCUCUCCCUGUCCCUCUCCCUCCUACAAGUUUUGGUCGUUGGAAAGAAGGAUAAGAAAUGAGUAGUUGGAGGAAUCUUCUGCUCAGGAUCGGCGACAAAUGCCCUGAGUAUGGUGGAAACUCCGACUUCAAAGAACACAUCGAAACAUGCAAUGGCAUACUUUUGAGAGAGCUAGAGCACUCUGGAGAUGAUAUUUUAGAGUUCCUUCUUCAGUGUGCUGAACAACUGCCGCACAAGAUCCCUCUUUAUGGAGCAGUGGUUGGUUUGUUGAAUUUGGAAAGUGAGGACUUUGCCAGGAAAGUAGUAGACGCUACGCAAACUAGUUUACAGGAAGCUUUAGAUUUGGGGGAUUGCAAUGGAAUUCGUAUUUCGAUGCGGUUUUUGACUGUGCUGAUGUGCAGCAAAGUGCUCCAACCAGGUUCUGUGGUGGAAGUCUUUGAGACACUUUUGUCAUCAGCUGCCACAACAGUAGAUGAGGAGGCUGGAAAUCCUUCUUGGCAACCACGUGCUGACUUUUACAUAACCUGCAUUUUAUCCUGCCUUCCAUGGGGUGGUGCUGAUUUGUUUGAGCAAGUUCCUGAAGAGCUUGACAGAGUUCUGGUCGGUGUAGAGGCAUAUUUAAGCAUUAGACGGCGUGCUUAUGAUGUUGGCUUAACAGUUUUUGAGAGUGAUGAAGAAAGUGAUAAAGUUCAUGCCGAAAAGGACUUCUUGGAAGAUCUAUGGGAUCGUAUACAAGUACUAUCCAACAAUGAAUGGAAAGUUGAUAGUGUUCCGAAACCCCAUCUUUCAUUUGAGGCUCAAUUGGUGGCUGGAAAGUCGCAUGCUUUUGGCCCUAUUUGCUGCCCUGAGCAACCUGACCCUCCGUCAAUUUCCGGCAUCGCUAGUGGUAAACAGAAGCAUGAAGCUGAGCUGAAGUAUCCUCAAAGGCUUCGUAGGCUUAAUAUAUUUCCUGCAAGUAAAGCCGAGAACAUGCAGCCUAUAGAUCGUUUCGUUGUGGAAGAGUAUUUGCUGGAUGUGCUUUUUUUCUUCAAUGGCUGCCGUAAGGAAUGUGCUUUAUACAUGGUUGGUCUGCCUGUGCCCUUCCGCUAUGAGUAUUUGAUGGCAGAGACAAUAUUUUCUCAGCUACUUUUACUACCUCAACCACCAUUCAGACCUAUAUACUACACAUUGGUUAUUAUUGACCUUUGCAAGGCUCUUCCGGGUGCCUUUCCUGCAGUUGUAGCUGGGGCUGUCCGUGCUCUCUUUGAGAAAAUUGCUGAUUUGGAUAUGGAGUGCCGCACAAGGCUCAUCCUCUGGUUUUCACAUCAUUUAGCAAAUUUUCAAUUCAUUUGGCCAUGGGAGGAGUGGGCUCAUGUAUUAGACCUCCCAAGAUGGGCCCCGCAGCGGGUGUUUGUUCAGGAAGUACUAGAGAGAGAAGUUCGUUUAUCAUAUUGGGACAAAGUCAAGCAGAGCAUAGAGAAUGCCCCUGCAUUAGAAGAGUUGCUUCCACCCAAGGGUGGACCUACUUUCAAAUACAGUGCAGAAGACGGUGGAGAAAGCACAGAACUCACACUUUCCACAGAACUCAACAGCAUGGUGAAGGGAAGGAAAACAGCCCGUGAAAUUAUUUCUUGGGUUGAAGAGAACGUUAUUCCACUUCAUGGCUCAAUAGUUGCACUGGAAGUGGUCAUCCAGACGCUUCUUGACAUUGGCUCAAAAAGUUUCACUCAUCUAAUUACUGUGUUGGAGAGAUAUGGCCAAGUCAUUGCCAAACUAUGUCCGGACCAGGAUAAGCAAGUGCAGCUAAUACAUGAAGUCAGUUUGUUUUGGAAGAACAGUGCUCAGAUGACGGCUAUAGCUCUUGACCGUAUGAUGGGUUACCGCCUAGUAUCUAAUUUGGCAAUCGUUAACUGGGUUUUCUCUCCAACUAACAUUGAGCAAUUCCAUGUGUCAGAUUGCCCAUGGGAGAUCCUUACAAAUACAGUGAAUAAGACAUACAAUCGCAUCUCAGAUCUAAGAAAGGAGAUUUUGUCUCUUGAGAAAGCUGUUUUAUCAACUGAGGAUUCUGCAGCCAAGGCUAAAGCAGAGUUAGAGGCUGCUGAAUCGAAGCUUGAAAUUGUGGAUGGGGAACCUGUGCACUCUGAGAAUCCGGGGAGGUUGAAGCGCUUAAAAGCGCAUGCUGACAGAGUGAAAGAGGAGGAGAUAAAUGCACGGGAUUCUUUAGAGGCCAAAGAGGCUCUCCUUGCUCGGGCUCGUGACGAUAGUGAGGCAUUGUUCAUCUCUUUGUACAAGAACUUUGCACAUGUGCUCAUGGAACGCCUGGUCCAUGCGUCUGCUGAUGUAGAAGUCGACGUUCCACAACCUGGUUCUACAGAUGCAAUGGCUGUUGAGUCUGAUGAACUGUUACCAACAAUGGAUGUGGACAAAGAGAAUGGAAAUCCUGAGAGAAGCGAGUCGAAUGGCACAAGCAAUGUCUACAAAAUAGGAGAACAAGCGCAAUGGUGCCGAACGACUUUGGGCUAUGUCAAGGCCUUUUCAAGGGAAUAUGCUGCUGAGAUCUGGACUCAUAUUGAGAAGCUGGAUGCGGAGGUGUUUGUUGAAGAGAUGCAUCCGCUCUUCAGGAAAGCUGUUUUUGCCGGUUUGGGUCGGCAAAUUUGAGGACUUCUUAUUUUUAUUUUUGGGUGUCUUCUAUUGUACACUAAUUUAGGAGCUCUUAGUUGUCACAGGGAUCCAAACAAUGCAAAAAAGAAGAGAUGGAUUUACUUUUUAUACUAAAUUAAUAGAGGCCCACCUAAUUCCAACCAA
Magnolia sinica is the source of this 2835-nucleotide messenger RNA. Its product is annotated as nuclear cap-binding protein subunit 1. The transcript is spliced from 20 exons. The record is from RefSeq and is a predicted model, not a curated record. Gene Ontology annotation, molecular function: protein binding; RNA cap binding; mRNA binding. Gene Ontology annotation, cellular component: nucleus; nuclear cap binding complex. The coding region runs from base 109 to 2688 and encodes 859 amino acids. Gene Ontology annotation, biological process: nuclear-transcribed mRNA catabolic process, nonsense-mediated decay; mRNA export from nucleus. NCBI's taxonomy places the organism in Eukaryota, Viridiplantae, Streptophyta, Magnoliopsida, Magnoliales, Magnoliaceae.